GCGGCGGGGCCCCGGGCGCGGAGCUGGUGCCCGGCGCGGAGAGCGGCGAGCGCAGCCAUGCCCCAGGCCGCCUCCGGGGCAGCAGCAGCGGCGGCUGGGGCCGGGGCGCGGGCCGGGGGCGCCGGGGGGCCGGCGGCGGCCCGGGCGGGACGAUGAAGCGGCAGAAUGUGCGCACGCUGGCGCUCAUCGUGUGCACCUUCACCUACCUGCUGGUGGGCGCCGCGGUCUUCGACGCGCUCGAGUCGGAGCCCGAGUUGAUCGAGCGGCAGCGGCUGGAGCUGCGGCAGCAGGAGCUGCGGGCGCGCUACAACCUCAGCCAGGGCGGCUACGAGGAGCUCGAGCGCGUCGUGCUGCGCCUCAAGCCGCACAAGGCCGGCGUGCAGUGGCGCUUCGCCGGCUCCUUCUACUUCGCCAUCACCGUCAUCACCACCAUCGGCUACGGGCACGCGGCGCCCAGCACAGAUGGCGGCAAGGUGUUCUGCAUGUUCUACGCGCUGCUGGGCAUCCCGCUCACGCUCGUCAUGUUCCAGAGCCUGGGCGAGCGCAUCAACACCUUCGUGAGGUACCUGCUGCACCGCGCCAAGAAGGGGCUGGGCAUGCGGCGCGCCGACGUGUCCAUGGCCAACAUGGUGCUCAUCGGCUUCUUCUCGUGCAUCAGCACGCUGUGCAUCGGCGCCGCCGCCUUCUCCCACUACGAGCACUGGACCUUCUUCCAGGCCUACUACUACUGCUUCAUCACGCUCACCACCAUCGGCUUCGGCGACUACGUGGCGCUGCAGAAGGACCAGGCGCUGCAGACGCAGCCGCAGUACGUGGCCUUCAGCUUCGUCUACAUCCUCACCGGCCUCACGGUCAUCGGCGCCUUCCUCAACCUCGUGGUGCUGCGCUUCAUGACCAUGAACGCCGAGGACGAGAAGCGCGACGCCGAGCACCGCGCGCUGCUCACGCACAACGGGCGGGCGGGCGGCUGCGGCGGCGGCGGCGGCGGCGGCAGCGUGCACACCACGGACACCGCCUCGUCCCCGGCGGCGGGCCCCGGCGGCUUCCGCAACGUGUACGCCGAGGUGCUGCACUUCCAGUCCAUGUGCUCGUGCCUCUGGUACAAGAGCCGCGAGAAGCUGCAGUACUCCAUCCCCAUGAUCAUCCCGCGGGACCUGUCCACGUCCGACACGUGCAUGGAGCAGAGCCACUCGUCGCCGGGAAUGGGCGGCCGCUACAGCGACACGCCGUCGCGCCGCUGCCUCUGCAGUGUGGCGCCGCGCUCCGCCAUCAGCUCGGUGUCCACGGGCCUGCACAGCCUGUCCACCUUCCGCGGCCUCAUGAAACGCAGGAGCUCCGUGUGAACGCCCCGAGGGGCCUGGAGCGCCUGGGGGCGGGGGCGGGGGCUCCUGCGGGGAGAAGAGGCAGGGGUUGGCCAGGAAGCCCUCCCCAGCUGCCUUCAGCCCAGUGGGACGCCCCCGACACCCCUCACCACUCUCCCCCAGCCCCCCAUCUCCGACUGUGCCUGCUCGCACCAGCUGGCAGGAGGCCGGGCUCUGAGGACCCCUGGAGCCCCCAUCCGAGCCCUGAAAAUUCCGAGAAAUGUGAAACUUGGGGGGGUCUGAGGGGAGGGCAGAAGCUGGGAGCUUUCCAUCCCUUUGGAAAUCUAAGAAGCUCCCCAGUCCUCAGAGACCCUGCUGGUACCCAGACCCCCACCCCCGGAGGGGACUCCAUGUUCCGUGUACGUUUGCAUCUCUAUUUAUACCUCUGUCCUGCCAGGUCUCCCACCUUCCCUUGGCUCCAAAAGCCAAGGUGUCUUUGUCCAGGUCACCCCACUCAGUCCCGCUCCCCUUCCCCAUCCCCAGCUGUGUCUCCCAACCUCCCACUACCUUUGUGUUGUUUUGCAUGGCUUUGCAGUUACAGAGAAAGUGGACACCCAGAAGUCCCUAAAGCUAGU
Molecule: messenger RNA, 1936 nt
Organism: Lemur catta (Ring-tailed lemur)
Lineage: Eukaryota; Metazoa; Chordata; Mammalia; Primates; Lemuridae
Gene: KCNK3
Product: potassium two pore domain channel subfamily K member 3
Exons: 2
Coding region: 153-1343 (396 amino acids)
Biological process (GO): potassium ion transmembrane transport; stabilization of membrane potential
Cellular component (GO): membrane
Molecular function (GO): open rectifier potassium channel activity; potassium ion leak channel activity
Source: RefSeq, a predicted model, not a curated record